AUGAAUGCCAUUGUUGCCCAUUGGAAGUCGUUCAAAAGAAAAAGUAUUAUUCAGGAGGAAGUCGACAUCAACCUCAACGACCCACAAGUUGGUGAAGCAGCUAAGAAAAUUCAGAAUGUGUUCAGAACUGGAGUACCUAUUUCAUUCUCGUAG
Haemonchus placei is the source of this 153-nucleotide messenger RNA. Lineage: Eukaryota; Metazoa; Nematoda; Chromadorea; Rhabditida; Trichostrongylidae. The record is from the annotation of a GenBank genome assembly.